Molecule: messenger RNA, 987 nt
Organism: Dovyalis caffra
Lineage: Eukaryota; Viridiplantae; Streptophyta; Magnoliopsida; Malpighiales; Salicaceae
Source: the annotation of a GenBank genome assembly
AUGCAAUACAAGAAUCUAGGGAGAUCUGGGCUGAAAGUGAGCCAGCUCUCUUAUGGAGCUUGGGUAAGUUUUGGGAACCAACUAGAUGUCAAAGAAGCGAAAUCACUCUUGCAGUGUUGCAGAGACAACGGUGUCAAUUUCUUUGAUAACGCUGAGGUUUAUGCUAAUGGAAGAGCUGAGGAAAUCAUGGGUCAAGCGAUCCGUGAACUCGGGUGGAAGAGAUCAGAUAUAGUCGUGUCUACUAAGAUCUUUUGGGGAGGUCCUGGUCCUAAUGACAAAGGCUUGUCUAGGAAACAUAUUGUGGAGGGUACUAAGGCUUCUCUUAAGAGAUUGGAUAUGGACUAUGUUGAUGUCAUUUAUUGUCAUCGCCCGGACAGUUCCACACCAAUUGAUGAGACAGUGAGGGCAAUGAAUUACGUGAUUGAUAAGGGUUGGGCAUUUUACUGGGGGACUAGUGAAUGGUCAUCACAGCAGAUCACUGAAGCUUGGGGCAUUGCAGAGAGGUUAGACAUGGUGGGGCCAAUUGUUGAGCAGCCAGAGUACAAUUUGCUCUCCAGGCACAAGGUUGAGUCUGAAUACCUUCCAUUGUAUACCAACUAUGGCCUUGGUCUUACCACAUGGAGUCCACUUGCAUCUGGGGUGCUCACUGGAAAAUACAACAAAGGAGGCAUACCUCCUGAUAGCCGAUUUGCUUUGGAAAAUUACAAAAAUCUUGCUACCCGGUCAUUGGUUGAUGAUGUGCUAAAGAAGGUUAAUGGAUUGAAGCCAAUUGCUGAUGAACUAGGCGUACCUUUAUCUCAACUUGCAAUUGCAUGGUGUGCUGCAAAUCCAAAUGUCUCAUCAGUUAUUACUGGUGCUACAAAGGAAUCUCAGAUUCAAGAAAACAUGAAAGCUGUUGAUGUGAUCCCUUUACUGACUCCUGCUGUGAUGGAAAAGAUCGAGGCUGUUGUUCAAACCAAACCAAAACGUCAAGAUUCAUAUAGGUAA